AACUGACAGCCAGCCGCAAAUUGAGUUGCCUCUCGAUAUCGAACGUGAACGGAACUACACGAAUAUGACGGCAGAAACGGCGAAUACGGGUCCUGCCAUUGGCCAGCGUCAUGUGCAAACCCUUCUGCUCUUCCUUUCGAUUGUGGUCAACUACAUGGCCAAGUUUAAUGCUGGCGUGGCAAUUGUGGCCAUGACGAAUGCCGAGAGCACCAAUCCGGAUUUUCCUGAAUACGAUUGGAAUGGCGCUCAACGCUCCUACAUCCUGUCCAGCUUCUUCUGGGGCUACAUCAUGACACAGUUCCUCGGUGGCUGGCUGUGCCGUCGCUUUGGCGCACGGAUGACCAUGUUCGUGUCGACCAUUGGAUCGGCUCUCCUCGCACUGCUGCCACCUUGGUGCGUGUCCUGGGGCGGCUGGCAGGCAUAUUGUGCCAUUCGUGUGGCCAUGGGCCUGUUCCAGGGCUUCCUGUUCCCCUGCAUCCACGCCCAUCUGGCCAACUGGUGUCCCGUGAGUGAGCGCAAUCGACUGGGCGCCCUGGCCAACACGGGCCUCGAUUGUGGCACGCUGCUGGCAAUGUUUGCCAGCGGACAGAUUGCCGCCUCGAGCAUGGGCUGGCCCGGCAUCUUCUACAUCUCGAGCGCCGUCGGUGUGCUCUGGUGCGUCAUCUGGCUGAUCUUUGGCGCCAACACACCGCGCGAGUCCAAGUACAUCAGCGAGGAGGAGCUGAACUACAUUGAGAACUCGAUCAACUCGAGUCGCGCCAAGGAGGCGGAGGAGCUGAAGGCCAAGGGUCCCAUUCCGGUGCCCUGGGCAGCCAUCUGGAGCUCUGUGCCCUUCUGGGCGCUGAUGAUUACGCGCUGCUGCCAGUCGUGGGGCUACUCCACGCUGCAGACGGAGAUGCCCUCCUACAUGAACGACGUCCUGCUGAUGGACAUGAAGAACAAUGCCAUCUUCUCGGCGCUGCCUUAUCUCACCUCCUGGGUGAUGGCUUUCGUUUAUCUGAUCAUUGCGGACAUUCUGCUCACAGGCGGAACCAUGACCAUCACGGGCAUCCGCAAGACCUUCAACUCCAUUUCGUUCUUUGUGCCUGCCCUUACGCUGAUUGGCAUUGGAUUCCUGGACAGCGAUCAGAAGACUCUGGCCGUUGUCCUGAUGUGUGCCAAUGUGGGCAUCAAUGCGGGCAGCACCAUCGGCAGCACCAUCAACACCAUCGAUCUGUCGCCCAAUCAUGCGGGCAUUCUCAUGGGCAUUAUCAACACAGCGGCUAAUGUUGUGCCCAUCCUGACACCUCUCCUGGUGGGAGUCAUCGUAACGAAUGAUCACAAUCGCGGCGAAUGGCAGUUGGUAUUCAUCAUCGCGGCCGUCAUCUUCAUUGUGGGCAACAUUAUUUAUCUCUUCUUUGGUCAAAUGGUCAACCAGCCAUGGGAUGCGCCUGACUUUUUGGACAAGCAAAUGUCCAGCAAUCUGCAGGAGCAGGGAAAUGCCAAGGCCCUGGAGGCGCAACAAAGCGAAAGAUCAGAGGAAAUUGCAAGAUAAUCGAACCCAAAAGGAGCAUACUCCACGGCGGCUGGUCCGUGCCCCACAAAAUCUGAGAAUAUUCAAAACUAAUUGUUAAGUUUUAGACUGUAAGAAGUACAAAAUAAAUGAUACCAAAACCA
This is a messenger RNA of Drosophila guanche, 1656 nucleotides long. It is a transcript of the gene MFS1, whose product is annotated as putative inorganic phosphate cotransporter. Lineage: Eukaryota; Metazoa; Arthropoda; Insecta; Diptera; Drosophilidae. Gene Ontology annotation, biological process: transmembrane transport; monoatomic anion transport. The transcript has 4 exons. Gene Ontology annotation, cellular component: plasma membrane. The coding region runs from base 65 to 1534 and encodes 489 amino acids. Gene Ontology annotation, molecular function: transmembrane transporter activity. The record is from RefSeq and is a predicted model, not a curated record.